This is a messenger RNA of Sinocyclocheilus rhinocerous, 3104 nucleotides long. RefSeq names its product spermatogenesis-associated protein 20. Gene Ontology annotation, biological process: carbohydrate metabolic process. The record is from RefSeq and is a predicted model, not a curated record. Lineage: Eukaryota; Metazoa; Chordata; Actinopteri; Cypriniformes; Cyprinidae. The coding region runs from base 252 to 2627 and encodes 791 amino acids. The transcript has 16 exons.
UUGCGUUAACUUAAAUACAACCUAAAGAUUAUCGACGAAUUGUGAGGAAAGAAUUCUGGACUCAAAAUCUCACUCCAGAGGUCAGUUAGGUAAAAAUGCUAAGAGUAGAAGGUUUGAUUUUUUUUUGACUGUUUGAUAUUAUAUUAUAUAACUUAAGAGAUCUAGCGCGACAUCUAGUGGCGCAAAUAUGAAUUUCAGGUCACUCCACUGACAUUUCCCUGCGCACCACGAACAGGUCGGUGCGGAUCUAUAUGAUGCUGAGAUUGGGUUUCGCAUGGUCUACAUCAUCAGCCACCACCAAACACAUCGCACAGGCCAGGCUCUUCACCGGAUCCCUUCUGCGAAAAAACAGUCCUCGUACUUUAUAUAACAACCGGUGCUCUGGACUACCAAAAGGCCUCCAGUUUGGCCAAAAGUCAGUGCUUGCCAGUACCAAGUUGUUCUGGGACAGCUCCAGGUCUUCUGGAGUGAUUUUCUUCAGCAUGGCAUCAGGGAGUGAUGGACCGGACAGAUCAAAGACCCCAAAACACACCAAUCGCCUGAGUAAAGAGAAGUCUUCCUAUCUAUUACAACAUGCGCAUAACCCUGUGGACUGGUAUCCAUGGGGGCAAGAAGCCUUUGAUAAAGCAAAGAGUGAAGACAAGCCCAUUUUUCUUUCAGUGGGUUAUUCCACCUGUCACUGGUGUCACGUGAUGGAGAGGGAAUCGUUUGAAGACGAGGAGAUUGGAAAAAUCCUCAGCAAGAACUUUGUCUGUAUAAAGGUGGACAGAGAGGAGAGGCCUGAUGUGGACAAAGUUUACAUGACAUUUGUGCAGGCAACCAGUGGUGGUGGUGGCUGGCCAAUGAGUGUGUGGCUCACACCAGAGCUCAAGCCAUUCAUAGGUGGCACUUACUUUCCACCCAGAGACAGUGGAAGAAGAUCUGGACUGAAAACUGUGCUUUUACGAAUUAUAGAACAAUGGCAGAGCAACAGAGAAACCCUGGAGUCUAGUGGAGAGAGAGUACUGGAAACCCUCAGGAAGGGGACAGAAAUCUCUGCCAGCCCUGGAGAAACUCUUCCAUCCGGCCCAGAUGUUGCCAACAGAUGUUACCAGCAGCUGGCUCACUCUUAUGAGGAAGAAUAUGGAGGUUUUCGAGAGGCACCGAAGUUUCCUUCACCAGUGAACCUGAUGUUCCUGAUGUCAUUUUGGGCAGUAAAUCGUGCCAGCUCUGAGGGAGCAGAAGCACUGCGAAUGGUCCUUCACACUCUCCGAAUGAUGGCACUAGGGGGAAUUCAUGACCAUGUGGCACAGGGCUUUCACAGAUACUCCACAGACUCCUCCUGGCAUGUUCCUCACUUUGAAAAGAUGUUAUAUGAUCAAGGCCAGCUUUCUGUGGCCUAUAUCACUGCUUACCAGGUGUCUGGGGAACGCCUUUUUGCAGAUGUGGCUCGUGACGUGUUGCUUUACGUCUCCAGAGACCUAAGCGACAUGUCUGGUGGCUUCUAUAGCGCUGAGGAUGCAGAUUCCUUUCCUACGGUGGAAUCCAUUGAGAAGAGAGAGGGAGCGUUUUGUGUGUGGACAGCAGGAGAGAUCAGAGAGCUGCUUCCCGACAUCGUGAUUUAUGACCCCCACGGAGAGCUGCAGGGUCAAAAUGUGCUGAUUGUGCGUUACUCAGUGGAGCUCACCGCUGCUCACUUUGGCAUCAGCGUGGACAGACUGUCUGAGCUGCUGUCCGAUGCCAGAGCCAAGCUGGCUGAGGUACGGAGAGCACGCCCACCUCCUCACCUGGACACCAAAAUGCUAGCUUCCUGGAAUGGACUGAUGCUGUCCGGGUUUGCACGUGUCGGAGCCGUGCUGGGCGACAAGGCUCUGCUGGAAAGAGCUGAGCGAGCAGCUUGUUUUCUCCAAGAACACCUGUGGGACGAAGAGGGCCAGAGGAUUCUCCAUUCCUGUUACCGUGGAGAUAAUAUGGAGGUGGAGCAAGCUGCAUCUCCCAUUGCAGGCUUCCUGGAUGACUACACCUUUGUGGUUUGUGGACUGCUGGACCUGUUUGAGGCCACGCAAAGGGUCCACUGGCUGCAGUGGGCUGAAGAACUCCAGCUGAGGCAGGAUCAGCUCUUCUGGGAUUCCCAGGGCAGCGGCUACUUCUGCAGCGACCCCUCAGAUCCGACGCUGCUGUUAGCUCUCAAACAGGAUCAGGACGGUGCAGAACCCAGUGCGAACUCUGUCUCAGCCAUGAACUUGCUGCGACUCUCCCACCUCACAGGCCGGCAGGACUGGAUACAACGCCCACAGCAAUUACUGACUGCCUUCUCUGAUAGACUGAUUAAGGUGCCAGUCGCCCUGCCAGACAUGGUCCGCAGUGUCAUGGCCCAGCAUUACACCCUUAAGCAGAUUGUUAUCUGUGGCCAGCCUGAUGCUGAGGACACUGCAAGUUUGAUUUCCUGUGUCAACUCUCUAUUUCUGCCCCAUAAAGUCCUGAUGUUGGCAGAUGGUAACACAGAGGGUUUCCUUUAUCAGAGGCUGCCUAUUCUCUCCACCCUGGUUUCCCAGGAUGGCAAAGCCACUGCGUACGUGUGCGAGAACUUCGCCUGUGCCCUCCCAGUAACCUGCCCACAGGAACUGAGGAGACUGCUGCUGGAGUGAGAGCUACUGUCACACCACACAAACAUCACUGUGGGAUCUCUCCAUAGUCAGACCGCUAUAUCUCAGAUUAUUACGCAAGUAGCAAACUGCAGUGAUCAAAAAACAGUCAUAAAUGAAAUGCGCUGUAAGAUAUUAUACAGUGGCAAGGCAAACCUCUGGGGCUGCCCUAGUUGUGAUGUUCUGCUUCGUUUUAGACCUGUUAUGCAAGACGAUAGUCUUGGGAGAUGGAAAUACAAUGACAUUUUAAUGUGAGAAGGAACGCUGAGAUUAAACCUUUCAGAAGCUUGCCUCAUGGGCUCAGUUGAUCUCUGUCAACCUGCUUUCUAAACGAUCAAGCAUGUUUCUCUGCAACCUUUCUAUGCAGUGCAGCUGAUCAGCCCUGGAUAAGCAACAUGCUAGAUUUAGAAUGGAAUGACACGCAAUGUAUGUAUACUACAGCUCAGACUCAAUGGAAUAUAAUAAAUACUCACUGAGUAA